AUGACAUCGCCCGUUUCAUACGCUAAUGCUGCAGCUAAUGGAGCCAUCUCCACUGUGGACAUUGACACCAAAUCCAAGCAAGAAGUCGAAGCAGUUACUGAAUCGCUUGCCAACACCAGUGUUGAAGACAGUUCAGCCACCACUGAAGAAUCCACUGAAGUUAAGGAAGAAACUGAUGAUACCACCAAAGAAUCCGACUCAGUCUCAAGUUCGCCAUCCAAGGAAAAGGCUCCAAAAAAGAACCUUCUCCCUGCACCUGUACCUGCCAAGUCUGCAUGGGGACAACAAAAGUUCAUUAAACCAAUUACAAAUAGAUGGGUUCCUAUUAAUGCCAAGGUAAUAUUACCUAAUACCAGAGGCAAGUCUCAACAACAACCAAGAAGAAAAAAGUCUGCCAAUGCUUCUCAAAAGACCAAUGCCAAGAAGCAAGGUAAGGAUGGAAAGAAGAAAUUGCAUCUUCUGCAUCAAGUGAUACCGAUGCUAGUGUUGAAGAAUCAGUUAGUUCUGAGGCCAAGGAAGAAUCUCAAGACGAACAAGCUCAACCGGCUCAAUCACAACAACAAAGCACGACCAACAGUCCGCCAUUUAACCAAAACUACCAAAAGUUCAACCAACAAAAGCCUUAUAGACGUUACAACAACCAACAACAACAACAACAACAACCAAAUGGAGGUAACUACAACGGACAAUAUCAAAAGAGAUACAGUAACCCAGAUCAACAACAACAACAACAACAACAACAACAAGCUCCACAACAACCGCAACAACCAGUAUUCCCAAACCCACAAUCUUCUCAACAAGUUCCAGGUUUCUUCCACCCUCAACCAUUUGUUCCUCAACCUCCAUUCCAAAACUUUAACAACCGCCAAUUCAGGCCGCAACAACACCAAAAUGGCCAAUACCGUGGGAACAGAAAUUACCGUGGCAACAACUAUCGUAACGGUAACCAACAACCACCAGUGA
Molecule: messenger RNA, 963 nt
Organism: Spathaspora passalidarum NRRL Y-27907
Lineage: Eukaryota; Fungi; Ascomycota; Pichiomycetes; Serinales; Debaryomycetaceae
Exons: 3
Coding region: 1-963 (320 amino acids)
Source: RefSeq, a predicted model, not a curated record